Molecule: messenger RNA, 1580 nt
Organism: Penicillium pulvis
Lineage: Eukaryota; Fungi; Ascomycota; Eurotiomycetes; Eurotiales; Aspergillaceae
Gene: tif34
Product: translation initiation factor eIF3 subunit i
Exons: 4
Coding region: 133-1155 (340 amino acids)
Biological process (GO): cytoplasmic translational initiation
Cellular component (GO): cytoplasm; eukaryotic translation initiation factor 3 complex, eIF3m
Molecular function (GO): RNA binding; translation initiation factor activity; protein binding
Source: RefSeq, a predicted model, not a curated record
UUCACUAGUGAAAGAAAGUGACGGUUGACGAGAUUGACCCCCCUCCUCCGAUAUACCCGCCAUACAUCCACCUCACUGAGACGAUCAGCUCAGUGCAUCUAUUUUCGGUCCUUUCCUGUCGCAUCCGCCAAGAUGAGACCUAUUUUGCUGUCAGGACAUGAGCGGUCCCUCAACCAGAUUCGUUACAACAAGGACGGCGACCUCCUCUUCUCGGUGUCAAAGGAUAAGAAUGUGUGCGCAUGGUGGACUGCCAACGGCGAGCGUCUCGGAACGUACGCCGGUCACCAGGGUGCUAUCUGGACUGUCGACGUGAGCCCCAACACUGUGAUCCUUGCGACUGGAUCAGCCGACAACACCGUCCGGCUAUGGAACAUCAAGACUGGCGACUGCAUCAAGGUGUGGGAGUUCCCCACAGCUGUGAAGCGCGUGGCAUUCUCCCCGGAUGGAAGCAAGCUGCUGGCAGUGACAGAGAAGCGUAUGGGUUUCCUCGGUUCGAUCGCUGUUCUCGAUAUUGCCUACGGUGAUGGUGAGGGCAACAACCUGGAUGUUCAGGCAGAGGAGCCAAGCUUGCGCAUCACUUGCGCUGAGAGCAAGGCUACUGUUGCCGGAUGGAGCUACAUGGCCAAGUACAUUAUUGCUGCACACGAGGAUGGCUCCGUCAGCCAAUAUGACCCCAAGACCGGUGAUCAGCUGGAGAACAUCCAAGCCCACGAGUUCGACCACCAGAUCAACGACAUCCAAUUUUCCGCUGACCGCACCCACUUCAUCACCGCCUCCAAAGACAAGACUGCCAAGCUCAUCUCCGCUCGCAACCUCGCCAUCCUCAAGACCUACCCCGCCGAUACUCCCCUCAACUCCGCCUCCAUCACCAACAAGAAGGACUACGUGAUUUUGGGUGGUGGUCAGGCCGCCAUGGAUGUCACCACCACCUCCGCUCGCCAGGGUAAAUUCGAGGCCCGCUUCUACCACAAGGUCUUCGAAGACGAGAUCGGCCGUGUCCGUGGCCACUUCGGUCCCCUCAACACCAUCGACGUUCACCCCGCCGGUACCUCAUACGCCUCCGGUGGUGAGGACGGUUACGUCCGUAUCCACCACUUCGAUAAGCCCUACUUCGAUUUCAUGUACGAGGUUGAGCGGGAGCAGCUGCGGAAGUAAGGGAUGAAACGCUACGCUACGAAAAAGUAUAGGUGAUUCGAGUCGAGGAGAGUUGUGUGUAUGUGUUUACGAUGCGAACUAGACUCGGGACGUUUGUUUUAAUUUUGCCCUCGAGUCCGGCAUAUGGGAUGAGAUGAUGACCUUUCGAGGCACGGUUUUCUCAUUUCUUGAUUCCUACAUGAUCAACCGGAGUUGGUACCCUUUUGCUUUUGUUUUUUGUUUAAUAAAAGACGGCAUGCUUCAUUUUCAGUUCUCGAGUUAUAUGUCUAUCUUGCUGGGGAGAGCGUGUGGAUACACGGCUCGAACUUCCAGGGGACGUACAUAUCACAAAAUAGACAAUACAGAAGCCUUGCAAAAUUCAAUCAGUUCAGAACAAAUAUAUGAUACUUAGCUGGCAGGUCUAAUCAGACAUGAUCAGCUCCUCG